GGCCCCGCACUUUAAGGACUGAUUCUGGAGUGAGUGUUUAGAAACCACCUGAAGGUGAGCUGAGUAAGGAGUGCCUGUUCCAGUAUUUCCUGCAUUGCCUGCCUGGCCCCCUCCCUCCACAGUGACCUCUGUAGCGAUCGCUAUUUCCGCGUUCACCUGUUGCCGGCUAUGUCUCAGCCAGGGGCCGAGAACCAGGCAGCGGCCCGACCCCCGGCUUCCCCCUCCUGCCUCAGCUGCUCGGCUGCCGGGCAGCAGACGCAGCCGCCACAGGGGUCGAGCCAGCCGCAGUGCACCUGCCUGCGGGAGGGGAGCCCGGAGCUCGUCGCCUCGCCGGCGCCAGAGAGCGGAGUGUGUCCGGUUCACCGAGCCCAGGCGGACUGGUUCUGCUUCACCGAGGGCAAGGCGGUGUGCGCCCGCUGUGUCAUCCCGGGAGCCUGCAGCGACCACCUGGGCGCGGGCAUCGGGCAGGCGGCCGACCGCAUGAGGAAUAAGAUGGUUGAUGUUUGUGAAAAAUUGCAGCUGAGAAUAGCCUCUGUGCAGAGGUUCAUGGCAGAGACCCUGGACAGUAAAGAUCACCGUGUAAAGGAAAAUGCCAGUGGUUCCAGGGAGGUGAUCAUCCAACGCUUGAACUUUAUUCGUGAUGUUUGUGAGAAUGAGGAGCAGCGAGUGUUGGAUGCGAUCCACGAUGAAGAGGAACGAGUGCAGCAGAGCAUCUUAACCCAAAAAACCUAUUGGACGGAGGCCCACCAAAAGCUAGUGGACAUUAAAAAUUAUUUGGUGGACACACUGACCAGAAUGGAUGAUGGGGUGCUUAUGAAACACCAGAAGGAAAUAUUUGAAAGAGCGGAGGAAGCAGAGGGGAUUCUGGAACCCAAGGACUCAAACAAACUGAACUUCAACCUUGCCUGUGCUCACAGCGACCUCCUUAGUAGCCUUUGGGCAUCUGCGGUCAUGAUCUGUGUUGCAGGCACCAAGAACCUUCACAUUGAUGAGAGGACAUUGCACUCAUCCUUGGCACUGUCGGAAAAUAAAAAGAGGAUAACAUUUGCAAACAAGAAGGUCUACUUGUACCCAGACUGCCCUGAGCGCUUUGAUCAUUGGCCCAACGCCCUGGGACUGGAGCCUAUCCAAAGUGGACUUCACACCUGGAGAGUGGACGUGGAGAAAAGCGGGGCCUACAAAGUGGGGUUGGCAUACGGCUGUCUUCCACGCAAAGGCGCCGGCCAUGAAUGCCGGCUUGGAUACAACCCGUCCUCCUGGGUCUUAUCCCGGUACGAUGAAGAAUACACGGUGGCCCACAAUGGGCAGAUGAAGACCCUAGACCUACUGAGGCGUCCGGCAGUGAUUGGUGUGCUGGUAGACUAUGAAGGAGGUGAAAUCCUUUUCUAUGACCCUGACACCUAUGCCAUCUUACAUUGUUACAGAACAAAGUUCACUCAACCUAUAUAUGCAGCUUUGGCAGUAGCAAAUGAAAGUAUUGCAAUCAUCUAGUAGUAGAUGGGUAGAUUGUUGCAUCGAAUGGUAUCCCUGAUUCUCAUCUAAUAAUUUGGCUUUGGAAUUCCUUAUUCCUGAAGGCAUUCCGAUAUAAUAGUCUAGAAGUCAGCAAUUAUGCCAAAACUAGUUUCAACUGACCAUCAAACAUACAGAUGCUUCAUCUAUGGAUCAGAGUUUGGAUAAGAUGUUGACAGUGUCAACAUUGUAAUUAACCAGGGAAAGGUUGGGUUGUACUUGCUGAUCAACAAUACCCUCUUGAAAUCAAAAUGAUUUUCUUGCUGGUGUAAUUUCUAAUAAAAGUCAUUCUUGGGACAUGGUGCCUCUGGUCAGGAUGGGAUUCUCUCCUCAUCCGUGGUGGCAAGCUUCUUUAUUGAUAAAAUGGUAUUGGAUCAAAGCAAGUGAUGGUGUUGAUAGGAGCUUACCCCACUUGCCCAACCCCACUACCAGACCAGGUUAGACAGGACAACAGAUUUCUUUCCCUGAAGGACAUUAGUGAACUGACAAAUCAGAAUCAGAUUUAAUAUCACCGGCAUAUGCUGAGAAAUUUGGUUUUUCUGUGGCGAUAGUAUAUUGCAAUACAUAAUAGACAUUAGACAAUAGACAAUAGGUGCAGGAGUAGGCCAUUCAGCCCUUUGAGCCAGCACCGCCAUUCACUGUGAUCAUGGCUGAUCAUCCACAAUCAGUACCCUUUUCCUGCCUUCCCCCCAUAUCCCUUCACUCUGCUAUCUUCAAGAGCUCUAUCUAACUCUUUCUUGAAAGAAUCCAGAGGAUUGGCCUCCACUGCCUUCUGAGGCAGAACAUUACACAGAUCCACAACCCUCUGUGUGAAAAAGUUUUUCCUCAACUCAGUUCUAAAUGGUCUACCCUUUAUUCUUAAACUGUGGCCUCUGGUUCUGGACUCCCCCAACAUCGGGAACAUGUGUCCAAUCCCCUAAUAAUCUUAUAUGUUUCAAUCAGAUCCCCUCUCAGCCUUCUAAAUUCCAGUGUAUACAAGCCCAGUCGCUCCAAUCUUUCAACAUAUGACAUUCCCGCCAUCCCUGAAAUUAACCCAGUGAACCUACGCUGCACUCCCUCCAUAGCAAGAAUAUCCUUCCUCAAACUUGGAGACCAAAACUGCACACAAUACUCCAGGUAGGGUCUCACCAGGGCCUUGUAGAACUGCAGAAGGACCUAUUUGCUCCUAUACUCAACUCCCCUUGUUAUGAAGGCCAACAUGCCAUUAGCUUUCUUCACUGUCUGCUGUACCUGCAUGCUUACUUUCAGUGACUGAUGAACAAGGACACCCAGAUCUCAUUGUACUUCCCCUUUUCCUAACUUGACACCAUUCAGAUAGUAAUCUGCCUUCCUGUUCUUGCCACCAAAGUGGAUAACUUCACAUUUAUCCACAUUAAACUGCAUCUGCCCACUCACCCAACCUGUCUAAGUCACCCUGUAUUCUCAUAACAUCCUCCUCACAUUUUACACUGUCACCCAGCUUUGUGUCAUCUGCAAAUUUGCUAAUGUUACUUUUAAUCCCUUCAUCUAAAUCAUUAAUAUAUAUUGUAAAUAGCUGCGGUCCCAGCACCGAGCCUUGCGGUACCCCACUAGUCACUGCCUGCCAUUCUGAAAAGGACCCGUUAAUCCCUACUCUUUGUUUCCUGUCUGCCAACCAAUUUUCUAUCCAUGUCAGUACCCUACCCCCAAUAUCAUGUGCGUUAAUUUUGCCCACUAACCUUCUAUGUGGGACCUUAUCAAAGGCUUCUGAAAGCCCAGGUACACUAUAUCCACUGGCUUUCCCAUGUCCAUUUUCAUAGUUACAUCAAAAAAUUCCAGAAGAUUAGUCAAGCAUGAUCUCCCCUUUGUAAAUUCAUGCUGGUUCGGACCUAUCCUGCCACUGCUAUCCAAAUAUGCCGCUAUUUCGUCUUUUAUAAUUGACUCUAGCAUCUUCCCCACCACUGAUGUCAGACUAACUGGUCUAUAAUUGCCUGUUUUCUCUCUUCCUCCUUUCUUAAAGAGUGGGAUAACAUCAGCUACCCUCUAAUCCGCAGGAACUGAUCCUGAAUCUAUAGAACAUUGGAAAAUGAUUACCAAUGUGUCCACGAUUUUUAGAGCUACUUCCUUAAGUACCCUGGGGUGCAGACCAUCAGUGAUUUAUCAGCCUUCAGUCCCAUCGGUCUAUCCAACACCAUUUUCUGCCUAAUGCGAAUUUCUUACAGUUCCUCCAUUACCCUAGGUCCUCUGGGCACUAUUACAUCUGGGAGAUUGUUUGUGUCUUCCCUAGUUUGUGUCUUACCUGUUCAGCUCGUCUGCCAUGUCCUUGUUCCCCAUAAUAAUUUCACCGGUUUCUGUCUUCAAGGGCCCAACUUUGGUUUUGACUAAUUUUUUCCUCUUCACAUACCUAAAGAAGCUCUUACUAUCCUCCUUUAUAUUCUUGGCUAGCUUACCUUCAUACCUCAUCUUUCCCCCCUGUAUUGCCUUUUUAGUUAUUUUCUGUUGCUCCUUAAAAGUCUCCCAAUCCUCUGGCUUCCCGCUCAUCCUUGCUAUGUUAUACUUACUCUCUUUUAUUUUUAUACUGUCCUUGACUUCCCUUGCCAUCCACAGUCGCCCCUUACUCCCCUUAGAAUCUUUCUUCCUCUUUGGAAUGAACUGAUCCUGCACCUUCUGUGUUAUUCCCAGAAAUACCUGCCAUUGUUGUUCCACUGUCAUCUCUGCUAGGGUAUCUUUCCAGUCAACUUUGGCCAGCUCCUCCCUCAUGGCUCCAUAGUCCCCUUUGUUCAACUGUAAUACUGACACUUCCGAUUUUCCCUUCUCCUUCUCAAAUUGUAGAUUAAAACUUAUCAUAUUAUAGUCACUACCUCCUAAUGGCUCCUUUACCUCGAGUUCCCUUAUCAAAUCUGGCUCAUUACACAACACUAGAUCCAGAAUUGCCUUCUCCCUGGUAGGUUCCAAUACAAGCUGCUCUAAGAAUCCAUCUGGGAGGCACUCCACAAACUCCCUUUCUUGGGGUUCAGUACCAACUUGAUUUUCCCAGUCUACCCGCAUGUUGAAAUCUCCCAUAACAACCGUAGAAUUACCUUUGCGACAUGCCAAUUUUAACUCUUGAUUUAACUUGCACCCUAUAUCCAGGCUACUGUUUGGGGGCCUGUAGAUAACUCCCAUUAGGGUCCUUUUGCCCUUACAAUUUCUCAGUUCUAUCCAUACUGACUCUGCAUCUCCUGAUUCUAUGUCCCCCCUCGCAAGUGACUGAAUUUCAUUCCUCACCAACAGAGCCACCCCACCCUUUCUGCCCACUGUCUGUCCUUUUGAUAGAACGUAUACCCUGAAUAUUCAUUUCCCAGCCCUGAUCCUCUUGCAGCCAUGUCUCUGUUAUUCCUACAACAUCAUACUUGCUAAUUUCCAACUGAGCCUCAAGCUCAUCCACUUUAUUUCUUACACUCCGUACAUUCAUAUAUAAUACUUUUAAUCCAUUUAAAGUAAUACUUCUACCCCCCUCACCUUUCACAUUGAUUCCUAUUGCACUUGGCCAUACUCUGCGAUCCCUUCCUGAGCUUUCUGUCCCAUUAAUUCUGUUGUCUUUCUUAACUUUCCUUAUUCUCUCUUUCCCUUUAACUCCAUCCUUAUAUUUCCUCUCCUCCCCCCCAACUACUUUGUUUAAACACACCCGUGUAGCAGUGGCAAACCUGCCUGCCAGAAUGCUGGUCCCCGGCCUGUUAAGGUGCAACCCGGCCCUUUUGUACAAUUCAUCCUUACCCCAAAACAGAUCCCAGUGGUCUAAAAACCUGAAUCCCUGCUUCCCGCACCAGCUCCUCAGCCACACAUUCAAAUCCCUUAUCUCCCUGUUCCUGCCCUCAUCAGCAUGAGGAACUGGAAGCAAACCAGAGAUAACCACCCUGGAGGUCCUGCUUUUCAGCCUUCUUCCGAGUUCUCUGAAGUCACGCUGCAGAAUUUCUUUCCUCCUCUUCCCGACAUCAUUUGUGCUGACAUGCAUUACCAUUUCUGGCUGUUCACCUUCACCCUUGAGGAUGCCCUGCAAUUGGUCCAUGACGCCCUUGAUGCUGGCACCAGGGAGGCAACACACCAUCCUUAAAUCCUGCCCGUUGCCACAGAAACCGCUUUCUGUACCUCUCAUUAUGGAGUCCCCUACUACCACAGCUCUGCCUGACUUCUGUCUCCUCGGCUUGGCUUCAGCACCAAUUUUUGACUCGCAGACCUGUCCGCCUCCCAGACUGGCAGAGUCUUCUGUCCCGACAGCUUCCAAGAGGGUGAACCUGUUUUCAAGGGGUACAUCCCCCAGGGUCUCUGUACUCCAAGCAUCCUUCCAAUCCUAAUCAUCACCCCCCUUCUCUCUUCUAGUGUCUUCGGUGUAACGAUCUCGCUGUAGGUCCUGUCCGGAAAACUCUUGUUUUCCCUGAUGAUCCUGAGGCAUCCAGUUGAUUCCCCAGUGCCCCACACGGUCCUUCAGGAGCUGAACCUGGACACACUUUUCACAUCAGUGUCCCUGACCUCCUACAUCAUGCAAGCAUCACACUGAAUCAGUUGACCUGUCACUUCUAAUAGAGAAUUGAAUAAUAAUAGAGAAAAUAACUGAAUUACACUAUAUUUUUAUUAGUUAAAUUAAAUACAUAGUGCAAAAACAAAGUAGUGUUCAUGGGUCCAAUGUCCGUUCAGAAAUCGGAUGGCAGAAGGGAAGAAGCUGCUUCUCAAACGUUGAGUGUGUAUCUUCAGGCUCCUGUACCUCCUCCCUGAUGGUAGCAAUGAGAACAGGACAUGUCCUGGGUGAUGAGUGUCCUUGAUGGAUGCUGCCUUUUUGAGGCACUGCUCCUUGAAGAUGCCCUGGAUACUACCGAGUUUGUUAUUUUGUGUCAAUAUUUGCAAAGCUAUAUUGACGUUGCCAGCUUUUUAUUUUCAGGGUUUAGAAAUGAUCAGCUUUCUGUGAAAUGAACUUGUUCAUGAGAUUAUUAACCCAGUUAUCGAUCUGCUUCAGUGGAAGCAUCAAAGAUCCUUGAGAGUAAAUGUUGACAGGACAUUUAACUGUCAGGGACUUAUGGGAAGGAGGAGUCUUUGGAUAACGAGAACAGACAUCAGUGGGUGUUCAUCCUCCUAAAAUGAGCUUUGUGUGGUAGUUACAAUCCUACCUCAGUCACGUGGUACCUGCUGGAGACGGUUAAUCCAAGCCUGGUAGCUGGCAACAGUCAUGAAGUUUUCAAGAUGGGCAGUUUAUGAAAGGACAUGUCUUAUAUUCAGACAAGGUCACUGUUAGUGUAGGACUCAGAACCUCCAGACUUGUUUGAGUUCACUGCAAAGUUUAGGUCUUAUUUCCAUGUAUAAUGUGACCAAGUGAUCUUGAGUGGGAGAGGCUAGAGAGAUGAAUAGCAUGUCCCCUACUUCAGUUCUUUCAUGCACGUCCAAAGUCACAGGUCAGUGAUCCACGAUAAGAGAGUUAUGUUAUGUUGUUUUCCUCACUAUGCCUCUAUCUCUGCCCCUCUGUCUGCCCCUCUCUCUUUCCCUCUUUCUUUCCCUUCACUUCUUGCACGUCACACUUCUCCCCUGUCCUCAUGACCUGCCCAUCACCUCUCUCUGGUUCCCAACCUCCUCCCCUUUAUUCCACUAUCCACUGCCCUUUUCUAUUAGAUUCCCUUUUCUUCAGCCCUGUAACCUUUUCUGCCUAUCACCUCCCGGCUUCUUUCAUCACCCACCUUCUCCUCAUCUGGUCUUACCCAUCAGUUGUCAGCUUGUAUUUCUUCCCCUUCUCCUACUCAUUCUGGCUUCUGCCCCCUUCCUUUCCACUCCUGAUGAAGGGUCUCGGUCCAAAGCAUCAACUGGAACUCCCUCCAUUGAUGCCCUCUGACCUGCUGAGUUCCUCCAGCAUUUUCUGCGUGUUGCUCAAGAUUUCCAGCAUCUGCAGAAUCUCUUGUGUCUACAUCAUACUGUCAGAUCAUUUAAAGGGACUUAGAGAGGGAUGGGGUCAAUCCUCUGGGAAUUAAACCGGAAUUCCAGGAAUUUAUGUAAUGCUCUGCGCAGCACAAGGAAAAAGUUAAUAAGUGUAGCUAAAUAUAUAUAUGUUUACCCCUUGGGUGUGAGUAGGUUGGUGGGAAGGGCAAGGAGAUGUGGUGGGACACUGUGCUUGUGGCUGUGACAAAUUCAGCGAGAAAUGACAUCAGCAGUGGCAGGAUUAGGCAAAUAGUUUGAAGAUUAACUGAAGUUCUGGUGGAUUAUAUAACUGAAAGAUGGUGUCACCCUGUAUAGGAAAUAUAGGGGAAUAAAAGGGAGGUGGGGGUAACAUGGAGGUCAGGCUACAGGAAGGUCAGUUUACUCAAGAAGUAAGAAAUUCCAGGAGAUCGUCACCAUGGUUCAUGCCAUCAUCUGAAAUCUCUCUGAUGCUGACACAAGGACUACAGGUGCGGAAAUCUGGAGCAACAAACAAGGCGCCAGAGGAGCUCAGUGGGUCAGGCAGCAUCUGAAGAGGGAAAUGGACACUCAGUAUUUUGGGUUGAGACCCUUCACCCUGGAUUAGACCCUUCACCCUGGACUGAAAGAUAGAGGGGAGAGAGAGCAUAGAAAGAUGGGGAGUAGGUGUUGGGCAAAAGCUGGCAGGUGAUAGGUGGACCCAGGUGAGGAGGGGAGAGUGGAAAUAGCAAAAGAGGCUGGGAGGUGACAAGUGGAAGUGAUAAUGGCCGAACACAGUGGAACCGGAUGAGGGAGGAGGGUGGAACAUUGAACUUAAUAAGGGAGGUGGGAGUGCAGAUGGCCCAGUGGGUGGAGGGAUUGGCAGAGGGAGUGGGUGAAGAAGGGAAAAGAAAUAGGGUACUGGAGGUGCUAGGCUUGUGUAGGAGGAACUGGGUAGGUUUGGAGGAAAGAGUAAAUGGACAGAGGAACUGGGUAGAUUUGGAGGAAAGGGUAAAUGGACAGAGGGGGAUCAGUUUACUUGAAAUUGCUUUCUGAAUUCUCCAGUGCUUUUGAUCACCUUUUGGUUUCGAUUAUACUCUGGAAAUGUAUUUUUCCAGUGAAUGAGCUGAUUCUGGACCCAAAAACAUCCUCAGCCUGUUACAGAAUUGCUAUUCAGAGACUCUCAAGGCUGAAUUUCUGAAAGAACAUCUUGCCUGGACCUUGAUAUUUAAUGAUGAAUGUAUUACUUAGUAGUCUGUUAUAAAUAACUAAAGUAUUUAAUACGAAGUUUGUACCUUUU
Mobula hypostoma (lesser devil ray) is the source of this 8659-nucleotide messenger RNA. It is a transcript of the gene bspry, whose product is annotated as B-box and SPRY domain containing. The coding region runs from base 169 to 1491 and encodes 440 amino acids. The record is from RefSeq and is a predicted model, not a curated record. Lineage: Eukaryota; Metazoa; Chordata; Chondrichthyes; Myliobatiformes; Myliobatidae. Gene Ontology annotation, biological process: protein ubiquitination. Gene Ontology annotation, cellular component: cytoplasm. The transcript has 6 exons. Gene Ontology annotation, molecular function: protein binding; ubiquitin protein ligase activity.